Messenger RNA from Trematomus bernacchii (emerald rockcod), 2709 nucleotides. It is a transcript of the gene adam22, whose product is annotated as ADAM metallopeptidase domain 22. Gene Ontology annotation, cellular component: postsynaptic density membrane. Gene Ontology annotation, biological process: proteolysis. Gene Ontology annotation, molecular function: metalloendopeptidase activity. Lineage: Eukaryota; Metazoa; Chordata; Actinopteri; Perciformes; Nototheniidae. The record is from RefSeq and is a predicted model, not a curated record.
AUGGCGCUCCUGCAGAUCUUUAACAUGGAGGAAGGAGACGCCUUGUCGAGCUUGAAGGCUCUUCGUGAUGCAGGCAGGUUUGUGGGAAAGGAGGACACGCCAGCCUCCGGCUCCAGCCAGGUGAACCAUGUGGCCCAAGCAAGCUUUCAAGUGGACGCUUUCGGCAGAAAAUUCAUCUUGGAUGUGGAAUUGAACCACGAUCUGCUGUCUUCAGGGUACGUGGAGAGGCAUUUGUCAGAAAAAGGGAAGACUGUCAUCACCAAUGGAGGAGAACACUGCUACUAUCAGGGGAAGGUCAGAGACAUUCCUCACUCCUUUGUGGCUGUCUCAACCUGUCACGGUUUGCAUGGGAUGUUUUUUGACGGCAAUCACACCUACAUGAUCGAACCUGGAGGACAGGGAAGCAGCAAUGGAGAUGUCCGCAUUCACAUGAUAUAUAAAUCUGCAGGGCAUGAAGGAUUUAAUGAUCUCUUCAAUGGUGAUUUUCCAGAGCCGCCUUUUCCCAGCCCCCCAUUUCCCGGGUCAAAAGUUGUUCACAGGAGAAAAAAGAGACAGGCUCCAAGUGUGUCUCACAGUGUAGAAGAUGAGACCAAAUACGUUGAGUUGAUGGUGAUCAAUGACCAUUUAAUGUACAAGAAGCAUCGGCUUUCUGUUGGGCACACGAAUAACUAUGCUAAGUCAGUGGUCAAUAUGGCUGACAUGAUUUUCAAGGAACAGCUCAAUACCCGGAUUGUGCUGGUUGCCAUGGAAACGUGGUCAGCUGACAAUAAAUUCAACAUCGACGACAACUCGACGGUGACGCUGAAGGAGUUUAUGAAGUAUCGAAAAGACUUCAUCAAGGAGAAAUGCGACUCUGUUCACCUCUUCUCAGGGAAUCGUUUCCAUAGCAACUGGGGGGGAGCUUCCUACAUGGGAGGCGUUUGCUCCCUCACUAAAGGAGGGGGGGUCAAUGAGUAUGGGAAAGCAGAUGAGAUGGCCAUAACCCUCGCCCAGUCUCUUGGACAGAACAUCGGCAUCUUCUCUGACAAGAAGAGGAUCCUCAAUGGAGAGUGCAAGUGUGAGGAUCGUUGGACGGGCUGUAUCAUGGAUGAUGUUGGAUUCUACCUGCCCAAGAGGUUCUCCGACUGCAACGUAGAGGAGUACUAUAACUUUCUGAACAGCGGUGGAGGAGCCUGCCUGUUCAACAAACCUCUGAAGCUACUGGACCCUCCUAUUUGUGGAAAUGGCUUUGUGGAGCCGGGAGAGGAGUGUGACUGUGGCAGCCCGGCGGAGUGUGCCAUAGAGGGGGAGGCCUGCUGUGACAAGUGCACCCUGACCCAAGGCUCCAAGUGCAGCAACGGACUCUGCUGCAACAGCUGCCAGAUGGAGUUCGCGGGAGUCGUGUGCAGAGAUGCAGUGAACGACUGUGACAUCUCAGAACACUGCACAGGCAACUCCAGCCAGUGUCCAGCUAAUGUGCACAAGAUGGAUGGCUACACGUGUGAAAAGGACCAGGGUCGCUGCUUCAAUGGAAGAUGCAAAACCAAAGACAGACAGUGCAAGUACAUCUGGGGAGAGAAGGCAACAGCGGCCGAUAAGUUCUGUUACGAGAAGCUGAACAUCGAGGGGACAGAGAAGGGAAACUGUGGGAAGGACAAGGACACCUGGAUCCAGUGUAACAAACAGGAUGUUCAUUGUGGGUAUCUGCUGUGCUCCAACAUCUCCCCCUCCCCGCGACUUGGAGAGAUGCAGGGAGGACUCACCUCCUUCUCAGUGGCCCGGCACAGUGCUUCUUUGAACUGCAGCGGGGCUCACGUGGUGAUCGACGGAGACACUGACCUAGGAUACGUCGAGGACGGGACGGCCUGUGGGACCGACCGCAUCUGCUUCAAUCACAAAUGUAUCCAGAUCCAACAGUUCAACUUCAGCACCUGUCCCGGGUCCACUGACAAGAUGGUCUGCUCCGGACACGGGGUGUGCAGCAGUGAGCUGAAGUGUGUGUGUAACCUGGGCUGGGCGGGGGAGGACUGUAACUCCACGUCUCCUCUCAGCUAUCCCGUGGCUUCAGAGGCCGCCUCAGAUUCCGGUUACACCAGUGCCAACAUCAUCAUCGGGGCCAUCGCAGGCUCCAUCCUCUUCCUCGCCCUCAUCCUGGCUGCUACAGCCUGGGGUUACAAGAGCUACAAGCAGAGACGCUAUGAAGAAUCUGAAGUUCACCGAAGAUUCUGCCGGCAAAUGCCCCCAGGUGACUAUGUAACAAAGCCUGGGGAUGCAGACUCAUUUUACAGUGACAUGCCUCCGGGGGUCAGCACUAACUCCGGCUGCAGCUCCAAGAAGAGGUCAGCCUGCCGUCAGAUUUGCUCCCUGUCCUUCACUCCCUCCAUCCCAUCCAUUUCUCAGAACAUCUCAGUGUUUGGCUUCAGAUCUAAUGGCCUAUCACACUUGAGCGAGAGAAUCCCAGAUGCCAAACACAUCUCUGACAUCUGUGAAAAUGGGCGACCGAGAAGCAACUCAUGGCAAGGAAAUCUGAGUGGGAAUCGUAAGAAACUGAAAGGAAAGAAGUUCCGUGCUCGCUCCAACUCCACAGAGACGCUGUCCCCUGCCAAGUCUCCCACUUCCUCUACAGGAUCUAUUGCAUCCAGCAGGAGAUACCCUUACCCCAUGCCCCCCCUCCCCGAUGACCAGAGGAAACCAACGCAGAGUGCCAGGCUGUGGGAGACAUCGAUAUAA